Fraxinus pennsylvanica is the source of this 1674-nucleotide messenger RNA. The record is from the annotation of a GenBank genome assembly. NCBI's taxonomy places the organism in Eukaryota, Viridiplantae, Streptophyta, Magnoliopsida, Lamiales, Oleaceae.
AUGGCUUCUAAUUCUAAUGGCGAAGGGUCUUCUACCAUGCAAAAGGUUGAGGCAUGUACAAGCAAGGAUAUUGACGUGCCAAUGCCCAUUUACAAUGUACCUUACAAGAUCCUCUGUAAAGUUGUCAGCGUGGUGUUACAGGCUGAGCCCAACACAGACGAAACUAUUGCGCAUAUUACUUUGGUACCUGAGAAAGAAGGAGAAAGCUCACAGCACCGCACCAACCCAUCCAUAGCUAGGGAAUGUUUUAUACAAUCCUUCAGUAAAAAGCUAACUCCAUCUGACACUAGCACACAUGGUGGCCUCUCCGUACCAAGAAAAUGUGCUAAUGAAUGCUUUCCGCCUCUGGACAUGUUUCAGCAUCUCCCUUCACAGGAUCUGGUUGCCAAGGAUUUGCAUGGGAUAGAGUGGUCCUUCCGUCACAUAUAUCGUGGUCAGCCAAAGCGUCACUUGCUCAGCAGCGGCUGGAGUAGUUUCGUGAAUUCAAAGAAGCUAAAUGCAGGAGAUACUUGCAUAUUCUUCAGGGGUAAAACUAGCAAACUCUUUAUCGGAAUCCGUCGUGCAAUAAAGCCGGAAAACAAUACUUCAGCAUCUCUGUUAUCAAGUCAAAGCAUCCAACAUGGAGUUCUGUCUGGUGCCUUCCAUGCGAUUUCUACAGAAAGCUUGUUUAAUGUGCAUUAUUAUCCUUGGAAAAAUCCAGUUGAAUUCAUUAUCCCUUAUGAUCAAUACAUGAAGGCUGCCGAAAUCGAUUAUGGUUUUGGGAUGAGAUUUAAAAUGAAAUUCGAAAGCACAGAGGGAUUCCAAGUUGAAAGGAGCCCAAAAUAUGGGGGUACUAUCAUUGGUAUCAAAGAUAUUGAUCAUAUCAGAUGGCCUGGGUCAGAGUGGAGAUGCAUCAAGGUGAAAUGGGAUUCUGCAGAAGAAGCUGCUAUUUGCCCCAACAGGGUUUCUCCGUGGAGCAUUGAACUUGUUGAAAUAUACAAGACGAAACGAAAAUCUAUUCCAUCGGACUCAAAGAAGGCACGGCCUUCCAAUCCUUUGUUUCCCUUCUCUGUGAACGAUGGCUUAACAAAGAACUCUGUCGAGCACAUACAUCACAGACACUCAGGGGUCUUGCAAGGUCAAGAAUUUGGAGCCGUUGAUGCUUACAACCAGCGAACAUCAGCACAGCUGCCAGCCGGUGACAGUGGCACAUGCAUGCUUUUCGGUGUUAAUAUUCUCGGGAACCAGCCCAAAGUCCCUUCCCCACAAUUUUUAGUUGGUGGUGAACUCAACAGUUUUGAUGUGGUCCCACCACCUUCAUCUCAAGCAGGCAUCAUGGAAACCAUUAAUGUUCAGGAGCUAUCUGAUGGCAAUCUUCAAGAAGAACUAUACAGCUGUCUUCACAUCAACCGGAGUUGCACAAAGGUAAUGAAGUAUGGAACUGCCCUUGGAAGAUCCAUCAAUCUCUCACGUUUCAAUGGUUAUGGCGAACUUGUGUCUGAGCUUGACAAGAUAUUCGAAUUUAGUGGCACUCUCAUUGAUGGGAGCUCUAAUUGGCGCCUAAGCUACACUGAUGGUGAAAGAUACAAAAUGCUUGGAGACUGUACCUGGGAGGAAUUCCUGGCCAUAGUAAAGAAGAUGUUCAUCAGUCCUAAAGAAGUUGCUGAUUCUGUACAUGCAAGGGCACCGAUUUGA